AUGAAGAAAAGGGUAAUUUUUAGUGAUGGUUGCAGCAGCCAGUACAAUGUUGACAAGACCAUUGAUAUUUACACUGGUAACUUUACAGUUGACAGAUUUGCCUUGAUACUUUUGCCGAGGAAUAAAAUGCCUGAAAACCUACAAAACUUCUUGCCAGUAAAUGUAAUUGGAGAUGGUAAUUGUAUAGCACGGUCAGCCAGCGUUGUUUGCUUCGGGAAUGAGGAUGGAAACGAAGAAGUCAGAUGUCGAAUUGUAAUUAAAAUGCGUUGUUUUCCAGAUGUAUAUAUGAACAAUGAACACCUAUCAAAGCACUUUUUGGACAAUAAGGAAGCACAAUCUUUACUCCAGAUAUACUUCAUGUUUUCCAAUGAAUACAUCCCAGGUGACAGAUUAACAUUGGCAGUUAUUAGAAAAAAUAUUUGA
Molecule: messenger RNA, 423 nt
Organism: Mytilus trossulus (common blue mussel)
Lineage: Eukaryota; Metazoa; Mollusca; Bivalvia; Mytilida; Mytilidae
Exons: 2
Coding region: 1-423 (140 amino acids)
Source: RefSeq, a predicted model, not a curated record